AUACUUCUUUAUCUGGGCAGGGGCAUUGUCAGAUUGAGGGUGCAGGAGUUCCAAAUGCUGUUUGUUCCAGCUCUGUGUUCGAUCGCAACAACGUGAAUGUCUUGUCUGUGCUGGUGGAUUAUUAACAGAGGUUAUUGGUCUCCAUGGCAAAAUGAUUGCUCUCAAUGUAAUCUCAUUUAUGGGGGUGCAAGUAAAAGGACUUCAGGUCAGAGAGAGUGUAUAAAUGGCCACCGUCAUCGAGGUGCUGCUGCAUUUGAGAAGCUGAAGCAACUCCAAGGGCACGGUGCACAGGCCGAUUGGCUUCUCAGCCCCGAAAUACGGAUUGGACUGGGGACGCUCUCCAGGACGCUCUGGCGACACCUUAGAAGAGACCCGUGAAGGACGCGCUGAGGCCUUUUCUCGCAGCUCGCCCCCGUCCUUGCCAGCAUGUGCACUGGGGGCUGCGCCAAGUGCCUGGGGGGCACCCUCAUUCCCCUCGCUGUGUUUGGCUUCCUGGCUAAUGUCCUGUUAUUUUUCCCCGGAGGAAAAGUGAUCGACGACAACGUCAACCUUUCGGACGAGGUCUGGUUUUUCGGAGGAAUAUUAGGAAGCGGGGUCUUGAUGAUCUUCCCGGCGCUGGUGUUCUUGGGCCUGAGGAACAAUGACUGCUGUGGGUGCUGCGGCAACGAGAGCUGCGGGAAGCGAUGUGCGAUGUUCACCUCCACAAUAUUCGCUGCGAUCGGAUUCUUGGGUGCUGGAUACUCGUUUAUCAUCUCGGCCAUCUCCAUCAACAAGGGUCCUAAAUGUUUCACGGUCAAUGGCACCUGGGCCUACCCCUUCCACAACGGGGAUUACCUGGGUGACAAAGCCUUGUGGAGUAAAUGCCGAGAGCCUGCCGACGUGGUCCCCUGGAAUCUGAGCCUCUUCUCCAUCUUGCUGGUCAUAGGAAUAAUUCAGAUGCUUCUCUGCGCCAUCCAGGUGAUCAACGGCCUCCUGGGGACCCUGUGCGGAGACUGCCAGUGCUGUGGAUGCUGUGGGGGAAAUGGGGCCGUUUAAACCCGGGCGGUGAGCAGCUGUGACUCCACGGCAUGGAGGACAGGUUAAACGGACUCCCUUCUUCCUCGUCAGUUCCGACCUGCUUCCUACCUGCGAAGCUUAGGGAAGGCAGAGCCGUUCCUUCUUCUUUCCAGCAGCUUAGUCCAACUUCCAAUUUUAUGUUAUUUUCAAAUAAAAAAGUUUGGCCACUUAAAAAGUUAGAUUGACAAAUCUUUCAAAUUAGCUUCCUUUGAGAAUUGAAGAGCAGGUUCAAAGCAAGUUUUCCACAAUUUUUUCUUGAAGUGUGAAAAAUGUACAGUCAUGCGUCCUGCUACCCUGCUUCUGUGUAUAUAGAGAUGUUCAUAUCUUUGGGAACUUUACAUAAUUCAAAGCGGGACAGCACAUUAAAAAUGAGAAGCUAAAGCCAAUUUUUAUUUUCAAGAUUUAUGGGAAAAAAGAAUGACUGAUGUAUCACACAUAAUUUGUAUUUGGUGUCUUUGGGGCUAACGUGUUUGAAUUACCUGUGAAUAGUCUUUUGAGCCUGCCAUCAUUUGCUGGGGUUUCUUUAUGUAUAUUAAAUUAAAAUCCGAAUUCAGAGGUAAUACAAUAAUAAAGAUUGUGUGUGUUUGGGGAGGGAGAGGCAGAAGAGUAAACGAACACCCUAUUUUUCACCUUUUUACAAAUGCUUACUUUGAUCAAACAAAAAUCAGUGUUUUAAAAAAGUUGAUUUGUGUAAUAAUUUUGUCCGCCUAUGGCCCAGGAUUAAGGUAGUAGGUAUUGUUAAUGCUAAGUGUUCUACUAUGACAUUAAUUUUGGUUUUAUCAGUGAGGCACUAAUAUGGAUCAAGUCCAUUCUGUUGAUCCGAGUUCAAACCCCAACCUCACCACAUACCAGCUUGGGGAUGCUGGGAAAUGUACUGAGUCUCAGCUUCCCCAUCUGUAAAAGGACUGUUGAAAGAAAUCGAUCAUCCAAGAAACGCUGAAGUCCCCCAGGGGUGGAACGAGGAGGCCAGUGGGCUUGCCAACAUGUCUGAGGUGCAAUAAGGGGGAGCUCAGAGGGAGUUACAAGCCAGGCAGGCUACUUCUGCACCUGCCGAGCCGACAGGCCCCCUGAAGCCUGGGUUUCUCAUCGUAUCAAUAGAGUAAUUCCCAGUCACCGACUGAGCGCCGGCCGCCUGGGGCUACACAUGGAAGGCACAAAGAGUUACACGCUCUGAUUUUGCCCUUGCUACAAUGAGAGCUCUGAGAUCAGAGAUUGCACCUGGCACUUAACAGGCAGAAGGAAGAAAGGUGGGUAGAUAGACAUGUAAGAUCUCACUGGGGAACUAUAAAUACACACACACAUUAACACACACACUGACGCAUGGACACAGUGUUUCAAUUCACUUUGGACCAUUGGUUUUCAAACAUGGCUGAUGGUCAGAAUCACCCAGGAAAUGUCCUAAAAUUACAGAUUCCUGAGCCCUAGCCUAGACCAGCUGCAUCUGGAAAUCUUUAUCUCCAGCCUGGACCACUGCCCUGCCUGCUAAAUGGCUGUUUUUGAAUGUCUCCUUGGCACCUUACAACAACAGUUCUCAACUGAACUCGCCCAGGCCCUCACACAUGCUUCUCCUGAAAUCCCUGUCUCGGGGCACAUCACGUCGGCAUCGAGUACACACAGAACUGCAGGUGUGACCCUAGAUCCCUGUCCUAAAUACACAACUUACCACGGUCCUGCCCUUCAGUGGCUUCCGUCACCCGGCCCCUACUGGCCUCUGCAGACCCAGCCAUCGCUCUGCCCAGAACUCCGGGGUCCAGUAACUGCCUGAUGUCCUUGGCACCCCACACACUCCUUCAAACCCUGCUUCUUCUCCUUCAAGACUCAGUUCAGGGCUCAUCUUGUCCAGGUUCUUCCUUCAUCAUAGUUCCCCCAGCUAACUGACAACCCCCCACGUUCUCCCAUGACAUCCCUCAUAUGUCAGACUGGUUGCCCCUUUCACGUUACGUCGCAUAACACUUCCUUCUGUCCUGCUGGACUGAGAACUCCUUAAGCUCAGGAACUCUCUCACCAACGUCUGUGCCUCUUCCCAGCACUGGGCCUGGACCAUAGUAAAUGCUCAGUGGAUGGGAGAUUAUCAGUGGUAUGUGACUAAAUUAUUCUGCUCAAGAGAAAGAAAAAGCUUCUCUCAAACAUUUUAGAAUCGAGCAUUUGUAAUAAAAAAUCACCCCAGCAUUUGUCGUUACUACCCAGAGACCUUGGUGAGGGAUAUAUAUGGGUAAUUUCACUUAAUCCUCAAAACAGGAGACCAAGUGCUCACACUUGCCCGUUUCUUAACUGCUGCUUUGUCUUGACAAAACUCAAGUGGGGCUUCUCUCGUCCCCACAGGCCCCUGAACUCUGCCUGCCUUGGGCCUGGGCAGGCUCUAAGGCCUCCCUUUAUCAGCGUAUCCUGGGAAUGGCUGACCACAGCGAGACACGCUUCCCGCCAGACCCCGGCCAUCACGCUCCCUGCUUGCCCAACUCCCAUGGCUGCUGAGAUCUCCUUACCCCUCCCCAUAAAAGAAAAGCCUUUUCUGUUUGGUUCUGAGCUACCUGCAGAUUCCUGAGAUUGGAGACUCUCCUGUUCGCGAUGGUCUUUUCGAAUAAAGUUUCUCCUUAUCGAAGUCCAGGUUUGUUUUUAUUUGACACAACUCUAUGAUUUAGAAACGAUGCUCAGAACAUUUCACAUAAGAGUAAACUGAGGCUUAGAAAAAAUAAAUAACUUUCCCAGGGCCCCAUAAGGGGCCCCAUAAACAGCCAAUGGGAAGUCCAGGAUCCAAACUCAUCUGAGGGUGAGAGGUCACACUCAGCCGCUGUGCUACACACACCUCACGCCUGCUUUCACCAGCAUCGGGGAAGACCUGCUUCACUACGCUCAAAGUUCAUCUACAGACCCGAAAGCACUAAAAUUCUAUGUCGUGUCAAUUUAUACUGUUUAUUAGUCCAUGCCAACCUGAAAACUAUCAAUUAAAAUAUUAUAAUGAAAAUUAGUAUUAUUAUUGUGUGUGUGC
Messenger RNA from Equus caballus (horse), 4042 nucleotides. It is a transcript of the gene TM4SF4, whose product is annotated as transmembrane 4 L six family member 4. Gene Ontology annotation, cellular component: membrane. Lineage: Eukaryota; Metazoa; Chordata; Mammalia; Perissodactyla; Equidae. The record is from RefSeq and is a predicted model, not a curated record.